This is a messenger RNA of Plenodomus lingam JN3, 909 nucleotides long. NCBI's taxonomy places the organism in Eukaryota, Fungi, Ascomycota, Dothideomycetes, Pleosporales, Leptosphaeriaceae. The record is from RefSeq and is a predicted model, not a curated record.
AUGUCGGCUAAAGAUGUUGGGCACGAUCGCGAUUUAGUUGGCGGUGCUUUUCAAAACGGCGAGGAGGUAAAACGCCAGAUUUUCAUUGGUGACGUGUCGUUGAAGGGCGUAGAGCUGGGCGUAAAAGAAGGGCAUGUACAAGCCCAUGAAGCCGGCGAAGAAGCCGGCGACCUGAAUGGAGUAGGCGGGUAUCAAGAAGGCGGGGAGAUCGAAGAGCGAGCGGGAUUUCGGGGGCAGGACGCGGACGCGCAUGACGAGGUUGGGGAUGAGCAUGGUGGCGAGGAUGACGAAACCGAGGAUGCGCGUUGUCCAUGCGAAGCCGAGCCUAGGGAGGAGUUUGUGGAACAUGAUGGGGUAAAUGACGCCGCCAAAGGAGGAGCCAGAUGCGGAGAUGCCAAUGGCCAUGCCGAUGCGUGUGGAGAAGUAGGUGGAGAGGAUGGCGAUGCUGGGGACGAACAGCGCGCCGGUUCCGAUGCCGAUGCAGAAGGCUUGGGCGAGGAGGACUUGCCAGUACGCAUGGGCGAGGGAGAGCAUCAUUUGGCCGAGGACGAGCAUGAAGCUGCCAAAGAGGAGGAGGGCGCGGAAGUAGCCGGCGUCAUAGAUGGGGCCUGUGAGGGCGGCGACGAACAGGAGGAGGAAGGCUUGGAUGCUGCCGAUCCAGGAGAUGGAGGAGGGGCUCCACGAGGAGAGCAGCUCGGUUUCAUAGUAGGCUUGGUAGGAGCCAAAGGUAUUUACAAUGCCCCUGGGAGAUUUCUUGUUAGUGGUGAGACGGGAGAUUUGGCUUUGGGGGGAUAUCAAGUGUACCAAGAAUUGAAGAGUAAGAAGAAGCCGCCCAAGACUUGCAGCCAAGCCCAUAGACCUCCAUCGGGUAUCUUCGAAGCAUCUCUUACGCUGGGAUGUCUUGAUUGA